AUGGACAGAAAUCCACGAGCAAAUGCAGGUUGGCCAAAAGGAAAGCAAGUAUUCACUUCUAAAAUGUCUUCGGGAGUUCCAUUAACUAUUGAAAGGACAAUCAACUUAUAUCCAUUAACCAACUACACGUUUGGAACCAAGGAACCCUUGUACGAAAAGGACAGUUCGGUACCAGCAAGAUUCCAACGCAUGCGAGAUGAUUUUGAAAAAAUUGGAAUGCGUCGGUCUGUAGAAGGAGUUUUGAUAGUGCAUGAACAUUCUUUACCUCAUGUUUUGCUCCUACAACUUGGUACCACUUUCUUCAAGUUACCCGGCGGUGAAUUAAAUCCAGGGGAGGAUGAAGUUGAAGGCUUGAAACGACUUUUGACAGAGACUUUGGGAAGACAAGAUGGCGGACCAAUGGAAUGGGUUGUUGAGGACACCAUAGGAAACUGGUGGAGGCCAAAUUUUGAGCCCCCUCAAUAUCCAUAUACACCAGCUCACAUCACUAAACCUAAAGAACACAAGAGACUUUUCUUAGUGCAGUUACCUGAGAAGGCGUUAUUCGCAGUUCCUAGAAAUUAUAAGCUUGUGGCUGCACCCCUGUUUGAACUUUAUGACAAUUCUGCAGGAUAUGGACCUAUCAUUUCUAGUUUACCACAGACCCUGAGCAGAUUUAACUUUUUAUAUAACUAA
Messenger RNA from Lottia gigantea (owl limpet), 675 nucleotides. RefSeq lists its product as hypothetical. Lineage: Eukaryota; Metazoa; Mollusca; Gastropoda; Lottiidae. Gene Ontology annotation, cellular component: mRNA cleavage factor complex. The record is from RefSeq and is a predicted model, not a curated record. Gene Ontology annotation, molecular function: mRNA binding. Bases 1 to 675 code for a protein of 224 amino acids. The transcript has a single exon.